AUGCGGGGGCUGGACCCAGCGACUGGAGCUUCAAGUGCGCUCGCGAGUUGUGCAAAGAUAUUCAAAUAUAUACCACCUCACAGGUGUCUGAGGGCCAUGGAAAGCUCUACAGCGUGGGACAUGCAGCAGCUGCCCGCUGUUGCUUAUGCAAUCGGACUCAUCAAGACUUCGUCCAUCUCACACGUCGACAAAUUUACUAACAACCGCACCCAAACACCGCGGGCAAGUAAACCUUCACGCAUAGUUUUUGGGCUAUUUCACGUCCAUUCGAGAACAUAUGGCGCCCUUAAUGCGCCUCGUUCGAACGCGAUCUCUGCGCGUUCCUCAGCGGCGGACCCGUGGAUACUCAUCAUCAACCACGGGACCCCGGUCCGCACAUUCUCAAUGGGGUUACAGCUAUUACAGAGCCAGCUGGAUCACGAGAAAUUUCUAGAUGAGGCACGAGACCAAGUACGUCAACUCGGAGAAGAGGUGGAUAGGUUACAGGAGGAACGGGCCCUGCAACCGUCAGCAGUCUCAUCAUCACCCAACCCUGCCUCUAAGUGGUGGCCGUGGUGA
Suillus plorans is the source of this 558-nucleotide messenger RNA. RefSeq lists its product as uncharacterized. Lineage: Eukaryota; Fungi; Basidiomycota; Agaricomycetes; Boletales; Suillaceae. The record is from RefSeq and is a predicted model, not a curated record. The transcript is spliced from 5 exons. The coding region runs from base 1 to 558 and encodes 185 amino acids.